GCCACCAUGAAUUUGUUGCAUUCUACAUUUAAUUAUAAUAAUACCUCAUUAAAAUUUUGUUAUUUUUUUACUAUUUUUACAGUUUUAUGCCUCUUUUUGUAAUUUUUGUCUAAAAUUUCAUGCGACUUUUUUGCGACUUUUUCUGAAAUUCCAUGCGACUUUUUGCGACUUUUUUUGUAAAUUUAUGAGACUAAAGCGACUUUUUUUGAGUCUUAAAGUCGAUCCGAGCCCUGUAUUUGCCAAAAUAAUAUUAGUACACUUUCUUUAAUAGAAAAUAUAAAUAAUAAUUGGAUUUUUUAAAAAUAUGUAAUGGCUUCCCCAUGACGAUUCUGUGCUUCUGGUAAAAGUGUGUAUUGCUCCGAUUUUAGGGGACUUUAUUACUUCAGGAUAGAUAUUAAUAAUAACUACAAGUUACCUUCAUUUAAAAACUUGUUUAGUUAUACAGAACAAUUUUUAGGCUUGUUGCAAAAAAGGUUUUUUUCCAAUUUUUUGUUGUUGUCAUGAUUGGAACUCCUAUAAUUCUCUAAAAUUUUUAAAAAUCAAUCAAGUAUGCCUUCAAGACUUUAAUGUUUAUUGGCUAAUUGUUUAUUGUAAACACUUUUUAAAUGAUAAUCAUAAAAUUAUACAUCUAAAUCAGCAUCCUUAAUAGCUCGCAACAAAAACGAUAAAAUCCACUAUUUCAUGAAAUAAUCCUUUAUGAAGAAGAAUUACUGGAAUAACUACUGGAAAACUUAGUAUGUAAUUUUUUGCGAUUUUUUUAGUUUAAUAAACAAAUUUGUUAAAGUUAUUCCAUUUCAAACAGAACCUUAAUUAUCGACAUUGAUACUCUUAUUUUUUUAAAAAUUUUUAUAAAUCUUAGACAACUCAAAAACCAUUUAAUAAUACCAUUUAAUAAUUAAUAAUACAUCUGAGCAGAAGCAGAGAAUUUUGGAGUGUAUUGAGGAAAAUCCGACGUUGUUGACAAAAAAAUUUACUAAAGUUUUGUCAAGGCAAAAAUAUAAUAAAGAAUGGGCAGAAAUUUCAAAAGAAUUAAAUUUAAUGAACACAGAAAGAAAUUCUAGAUCGCCUCCUCAAUGGCAAAAGUUUCUGUCGCGAUGGGUAUCGAACACGAAAGGAAAAUUAGCCAAUAUCAAACGGUGCAAACGAACCACUGGAAGAGGCAAUUUCAGCAACGCCAAUGUUAGUAUAACGGGGUUGGAAGACCGACUUUUGUCUGUAAAAGGCAAAAGUUGCUUUUUAGGGGAUGGCGUAACCAAAGAAAUUGGAAUACCAGAAUCUGACUCUGAUGUCGAUUUAGAAGAAGCAAUACCAGCAGCAGUGGUCAAAAAAAUGUCUAAUGUACCAUUAGAGAAUCAAGAAUGUCUCAAAGUCAUAAGAAUUUGCCACGAUGAAGAAAUGCAGCAAUUAAAAAAAAUUUCUACAAACCUGACAAAUUUUUCAAGUGUAACGCUUCAAAUAUCACAAAUUAUAAAAAAAGCAAUUCGGGACAACGAUAAAUAA
Leptopilina boulardi is the source of this 1500-nucleotide messenger RNA. RefSeq lists its product as uncharacterized. The transcript has 4 exons. NCBI's taxonomy places the organism in Eukaryota, Metazoa, Arthropoda, Insecta, Hymenoptera, Figitidae. The record is from RefSeq and is a predicted model, not a curated record. The coding region runs from base 1039 to 1500 and encodes 153 amino acids.